CCUUCGUUCACUUUUCAUUCUCUCUAUCGUUUUCAUUUUCCGAUCUUUUGAACGCAAACUCGAUCUUGUUCAGAUGACUUCAUCCACCGUCGAUAAAGGUCUCAUCGUCAGCUUCGGUGAGAUGCUCAUUGACUUCGUCCCUACCGAAUCCGGCGUCUCCCUCUCCGAAUCUCAAGGGUUUCUCAAAGCCCCCGGCGGUGCUCCUGCCAACGUGGCCAUCGCGGUUUCGCGUCUCGGAGGUCGUGCCGCAUUCGUAGGUAAACUCGGUGACGAUGAGUUUGGCCAUAUGCUUGCCGAAAUCUUGAGGAAGAACGGUGUCGCUGAUCAGGGGAUCAAUUUCGACAAAGGAGCAAGAACUGCACUCGCCUUCGUGACUCUGCGUUCUGACGGAGAACGAGAGUUUAUGUUCUACCGGAACCCCAGCGCCGAUAUGCUUCUCCGUCCAGACGAGCUCAAUCUUGAACUAAUCAGAUCCGCGAAAGUGUUCCACUAUGGAUCAAUAAGUUUGAUAACGGAGCCAUGUAGGUCAGCUCACAUGAAGGCAAUGGAAGUGGCGAAAGAAGCCGGAGCUCUUCUUUCGUAUGACCCCAACUUGAGGGAACCUCUAUGGCCAUCACCUGAGGAAGCUCGGACUCAGAUCAUGAGUAUCUGGGACAAGGCUGAUGUCAUUAAGGUCAGUGACGUGGAGCUUGAGUUCUUGACUGGUAACAAAACGAUCGAUGAUGAGACAGCUAUGUCUCUGUGGCAUCCCAAUCUGAAGCUUUUGCUUGUUACUCUCGGCGAAAAGGGAUGUCGUUAUUACACUAAGGGUUUCCAUGGAUCUGUUGAAACUUUUCAUGUGGACGCGGUGGAUACUACCGGGGCUGGUGAUUCUUUCGUUGGUGCGCUUCUAAACCAGAUUGUUGAUGAUCAAUCUGUAUUUGAGGAGGAAGAGAGAUUGAGACAAGUGCUGAGAUUUGCAAACGCUUGUGGAGCCAUCACAACGACUAAAAAAGGAGCCAUUCCAGCUCUUCCUUCAGACUGUGAAGCUCUCAGCUUUCUUAAAGGACAAGUAGACUAGAAGCGUAAAACCUAUUUUCUUUAGUCCGCAAUUCUCCUUGUCCAUUGUAAUUUUGUGUGUUUUCGAUUCUUGCUGAUGUUUCUGAUUUGCGGUAAAAAGGAUCCCAAAGUUUUUCUUCUUUUGUUAGCUCUUUGUCUCUUCUUCAAUCUAUUGAAUAAAACAGAAUUGUGGUGUCUUAUGUCACAACUCACAAGGUCUAUAAAAAGCGGAGUAGUAAACAUGAAGAAACGAAAAACCUAAGAAAAACAGAGCAGACAC
Camelina sativa (false flax) is the source of this 1318-nucleotide messenger RNA. RefSeq names its product putative fructokinase-2. Gene Ontology annotation, biological process: fructose metabolic process. NCBI's taxonomy places the organism in Eukaryota, Viridiplantae, Streptophyta, Magnoliopsida, Brassicales, Brassicaceae. The record is from RefSeq and is a predicted model, not a curated record. Gene Ontology annotation, molecular function: fructokinase activity. Gene Ontology annotation, cellular component: cytosol.